Messenger RNA from Pleurotus ostreatus (oyster mushroom), 897 nucleotides. RefSeq lists its product as uncharacterized. The record is from RefSeq and is a predicted model, not a curated record. The transcript has 7 exons. Lineage: Eukaryota; Fungi; Basidiomycota; Agaricomycetes; Agaricales; Pleurotaceae. Bases 1 to 897 code for a protein of 298 amino acids.
AUGUCAAGUGACCGAGCCGCUAUGCCUUUGAACUUGGAUGAUUUUUCGGCUUGGAUAGAAACAGAAGGAGUUCCAACCCAAGAAUACAACGUAGAGAUCACGUCAGAUGCAGAGGGCCCAGUCGUUACAUGUUGGAUCGCGUCGGAGGAGGCGAAGACAUUCAGCGUAAACCUUAAGGAUGCCUCCUCUGCAUCCACAUGCUGGACGUUGAAAGCAGAUGGUGUGAAGAUGAAAAAGUUCUAUACAAAACCUGCGAAAAAGGGACGUCCAUCUGAGACCACGCAUGACGACGCGUAUAUGCACCGUUCAAUCGAUGCCAAAUUUGGCGAGAUCACAUUAUCGGUAUGGAGUACUCAACAGGUGAAAUACCGCAAGGCUCAGCUGAAGACGAGUGCUCCUGCUGCUGCUCCGAUUCUAGGAGGACCGAUUCAUGAGAAGUCCAAGAAAAUGGGAGGUCAUUGCAUCAGUUAUGGACAGCCCGUGCCCAGCCUAGAAAAGGGGACGAAAAGCAGCGCAACCAAGCUCGAGACACACUACUGGGAGCGUGUCAAGUGCCUAGUGACCUUCAGUUUUAAGUAUCGGCCUCUCGCAUUAUUACAGGCGAACGGCAUCGCUCCCCUCCCGCCCGCCGUUGAACCUACCCCAGCAAGCUCAGAACGCAGCCCCGGACCCAGGGACCAUAGUGCCGAGGCCCACGCCGUUGACACAGGAGAAGUAGAUCUCCUGAGGCAACAACUUCAACUCAUUCAGAAGCGAUUGGACGAGAUAGAAAAACCUCGGAGUGUGAAGCGAGAAUCCGAUGCGGCCGAGCAGAAAGCACAUACAAGACGAAAGCGCGUCAAGACGGAGGGUCCGGCUCCAGUUUUUAUAUCAGGUGAAGUCAUUGACCUCACUUAA